AUGUCUAACGAUUUAAGUUUUGGUGAUGAUGGAAUGAGGGAUGAACCAACUUCUCUCGGAUUCACGAAGGAGUUGAUGGAUGAAAUUAAUGAGCAGAAAGUAGCUAAUCCAGGGAUGUUUGUGUCUGCUUGGCAAGAAGACGAAAUGGGCAUCGAAAAGCAGCAUAAGGAUGAGCCUUUGGAGGACUUCUUAACUGCUGCGGAGGAAGGAGACUUAGAGAAAGUAGCUAGCUUUCUCAAACUGAAUCCCACCAUGAUCAACGCAUUUGAUGAAGAUGGCUACACUGCUCUUCAUAGAGCAGCUUAUAACAAUCAUAUCCCAGUAAUUGAUUUCCUGUUGAAGCAAGGUGCUGAUGCGGAAGCUCGUACAAAUGAUGGAUGGACUCCGCUGUUAUCAGCAGCGAAUUGGGCCAACUUUGAAGUGAUUGGAUGCCUGUUAAGUCACGGAGUUGAUCCCAAUGCUCUGUCUCAUGGCCGUGUUUCGGCUCUUCAUUUGGCGAUCCAGAGUAAGAAUGAAAUUGAAGACUGCAUUAUUCAGUCUGUACGUUAUCUAUUACAAGCUCCAGGAAUCAUCCCUGACGUAGUUAGUGGUUCUGGCGACAAGCCAAUAGAUUUAGCUCAUCGUAGUAGUCGUAUCAUCUAUGAAAUGCUCAAUAACUUCAUAAACGGGCCUCUAUAA
Messenger RNA from Auanema sp. JU1783, 678 nucleotides. The record is from the annotation of a GenBank genome assembly. NCBI's taxonomy places the organism in Eukaryota, Metazoa, Nematoda, Chromadorea, Rhabditida, Rhabditidae.